AUGAACUUCGGCAGGGAGGUGGCCCGAAUGACAAGUUGUUAUACAUAUGUAAUAGAAGAUGACGAUACAGCCAUGGCGUGUCUAAAUGUCUUUGAGUUGGCCGAGAAGGGUGACCAGGCUCUGCUGGAGAACCUGGUGAGGAAGAACCCUGAGGUCCUAAGUGAGAAAGAUGAGAACGAAGCAAGUCCCGUUCAUCACGCCUCCGCGGGCGGCCAUGUCGCCCUCAUCCAAUUAAUCAGCGCUGUCAUGGGCCCGCAUGUUCUCAACAGCUGCGACGUGCACGGCAACGUGCCCCUUCACUGGGCCGUGGACAAGAACAAGGCGGAGAGCUGCACGGCUCUAAUGGAACUGGGGGCCGCGCCGAACAUCCUCAACAAGGCCCUGCUGUCCCCUCUGCACUUGGCUAUCAGCAAGGGACACAACAAUCUGGUGGAGCUUCUGCUCUCCUACAGCACAGUAGAUUACAACCAGUCAGGAGAUCUUGGCAACACUCCUUGCAUGAUGGCCUGCUCCCUCAACAACUGUAACGCUCUCAGCUUGUUGAUAAAGCACGGAGCGCGGCUCUGCCAGCAGAACAAGCUGGGGCAUUUUGCAGUGCAUGCCGCUGCCUUCGCAGGAGCAAGGAAGGCCAUGGAAGUCGUCCUGAAGGCCGGAGAGGAGCUGGGCUACUUCAGUGAAAACCACAUUAACUACGUCGACAAAUCCAACAGCAGUCCUCUCCAUCUGGCCGUGAGAGGCGGAAACAUCGAGACAAUCCGUUUCUGCAUCAGCAGAGGGGCCAAAAUGGACCAGCAACAGCACGACAAGUCGACGCCGCUUCAUUUGGCGUGCACCCAGGGCGCCAUCGAGGUGGUCAAACUGAUGCUAUGCUCCCACACCCGAGUGGAGGAGAUCAUUAACCUCAAGGAUGGGGGAUGUCAGACGCCUCUACACAGGGCCACAAUAUUUGACCACGUGGAGCUGGCUGACUACCUCAUAUCUUUGGGUGCAGAUGUAGACUGUCUUGACUGUAAAGGGAACUCCCCCUUGCUAGUGGCUACAAGCUGCGGCGCAUGGAAAACCAUGGUGCUGCUCCUGUCAAAAGGGGCGGAUGUCAAUCUAAAGGACAAGUUUGGUUGCAACUUCCUCCACUUAGCCAUCCUGCAACCUAAAGGGCUGAGGAACCUCCCAGAAGAAAUUCUGCAGCGUACCAAUGUGAAGGCCUUGGUGAGCUGCGAGGAUAACGAGGGCUGCACCCCGCUCCACUACGCGUGCAGGCUGGGCAUCCACGACUCGGUGCGGAACAUGCUGGGACUCUCGGGGCAGCUGGGCCUCGCUUGCAAGUCCAACGAUAAGAAGUCUGCCCUGCACUUCGCUGCUCAGUAUGGGCGUAUUAAUACGUGUCACAGGUUGCUGGAGACCAUCAAAGACUCCCGCUUGCUUAAUGAAGGCGACGAGCGGGGUUUGACGCCGCUUCAUUUGGCGUCCAGAGGGGGGCACACACAGGUAGUGGAGCUGCUGCUGCGCAAAGGUGCUCUUUUUCACAGUGAUUACGAGGGCUGGACCUGCCUGCACCAUGCCUCCUCCGAGGGAUACACACAAACUAUGGACAUUAUCUUAUCAGCCAAUAUGAAGCUACUGGACAAAACAGAUGAAGACGGGAACACCGCCCUCCACAUUUCGGCGAGAAUGGGCCACGCGGCUGCGGUCAUGGUCUUGGUGAAUCGUGGUGCGGAGUUCAAAAUGAACAAACACGAAAUGUCAUUUUUCCACGAGGCGGUGCAAAACGGGAAGCAUGAUGUGGUAAUUGGUAUCAUUGACAGCGAAAGGUGUGCGGAGGCUAUUCUCGCAUUUAUACAAGGUUCAUCUCAGCGAUGUCCCAUUUUCGACAUGAUCGAAUAUCUGCCAGAGACCUGCAAGCACCUGUUGGACUCCUGUGUGAAAGAGUCUGGGGACGAUCAUACCAGCCCUGACUAUCAUAUUGAAUAUGACUUCAAAUGGCUCCAAGCUCCUGUUGAAGUGCAGAAGAAACAAGUGGACAAGUCCAACAGAGUUCAACCCCUCGCUGCACUCAAUAGCAUGGUGAAAUACAACCGCCUUGAGCUCCUCAAUCACCCCGUCUGCAAGAGGUACCUCUCCAUGAAGUGGGUUGCGUACGGGAGCACGGCCCAUCUGCUCAACAUGUUCUUGUACCUUCUUGGCUUGCUGCCGCUGACUCACCUCAUCGUGACUCUGAGGCCAUCCGUCAACGCUACUGAAACGGCCAAGCAUGGACUCAUCAUGGUGCCGAUAAACCUAAAGCAGCAGAGUAUAUUCCUGUCCGUCUGUAUGGUGAUGGUCUUAGUCAUGAACAUCUACGCCAUUGUGAAGGAAGUGUUGCAGAUAAUACAGCAGCGAUGGAACUACAUCAAGGACACCAACAACCCGAUGGACUGGUCAAUCGCCAUCUUUUCACUGCUGUUCGUCAUCCCUCUCAUGUUCAACAUACAAAGUUCUUUGCAGUGGCAGGCAGGAGCCAUUGCGAUUUUUCAAUCCUGGGUUGGAUUUCUGUUGUAUCUCCAGAGAUUUGAGGGCGUUGGAAUCUAUGUCGUGAUGUUCAAUGAGAUCAUGAAGACGCUCAAUCGUGUCGUGCUUAUCUUCUUUUACCUCUUGUUGGCGUUUGCUUUGGCCUUCUAUGCUCUCAUGCUCAACCAGAGGGAGUUUGACACCCUGCCGCUGGCGAUGAUGCAAUCGUUUGUGAUGAUGGUGGGAGAGAUCAACUACCAGAACAACUUCCUGGAUGCUUACCUGAAGAAUGAUCUUCCCUUUGAGAUCUUGACUUUCAUCAUUUUCACCUCCUUUGUUAUGCUCAUGCCCAUCUUGCUUGUCAAUCUGAUGAUUGGUUUAGCAGUUGGAGACAUUGCCGAAGUGCAGAAAACUGCAGCCAUGAAAAGAAUAGCCAUGCAAAUUGACCUCCACACGGCUCUGGAAGACAAGCUGCCUUACUGGUUUGUCAAACGAGCUGACAGAAGUUUCAUCCUUAUCUAUCCUAACCGCAAGUGCUCCAGGUAUGCUAUAUGGAAAAUAUUAUCAGGCCCCGAGGACAACGAAGUAUGGAAGCACACGCAUGCCACUUCACGAAGUUGCUCCACCAUCGAGAAUGAGCUGAAAAAGCAGAAGUGCAGGAUGAAGGAGAUGUCCAACAUGCUGGAAAAGCAGCACGACCUGCUGAAGCUCAUCGUCCAGAAGAUGGACAUCACGUCCGAGGCGGACGAGUACGACGGCCCGGUGAACAAGCGGGGCAGCAUGUGGCCCCGAGUGUGUCCGCCCAAACGCUCCAGCAGUGGCGUGUCUCGCUGGUUUCCGCUCAUGAAGGCCAUCGGGUCCAAGCCCAAAUGAAGGCAGGCACUACGACGCCCUCCCUUGUGUCCCCCUAUUUGACUUCAAAUGGAAUAAUGCUGGGUGCUUUUUAUGUAGACCAGAGAUGCGUGGCUGUAGACGACCACAAUGUACCCAUCAGUAGAGUUAUCAAAGUGUGUUUUUCAAACUACUCAUUUUAUUUCAAGUAUCAAAAGUCAAAUGUUUGGAGACACUUUCUCAUUCACUACCAGAGCAAUUAGGUCUAAACUUUUAUCUGGCAUAUGUUCUAUUAUUAGGAAUCAUUAUUCUUUGUCAAUCACAAACUUCUUUUAGAAUUGUGGCCUACCUUGCUGCCUUGAAAUACAUUAUAAUUUUACACAUUUAAAAUGAUAGAAAUUACAAAUGUUUUAUAUUGAUGCCAUUAAUGCCUUACCCCAAUAGACCCCUGACCCUCUCUGCAGUUGGGCAAAAACCUUAUUGAACUUAUUUAAGUAAUGUACGUUACAAAAGUGCACAAUGAUGAAAAAAAAAAUUCAAGGAAGAGAUAUUUUAAUAAUUAUUUAAAUAAAGGCAUCUGUGCAAAUAAAAGCCAGACCCCUUGCAAACACCAAGUUGCCUGGUCCCCUCUGCAGUCGAGUAAAUACAUAUUCAAUUUCACACUAUUUUAUAUUACUUUGAAAAAUAAAUCCACAUAUCCGAAUAAACCCCCGUAAACAUCUUACCCCUAAUAAAACCCAGAAUAUGUAUUAUUAAAAUUGUAUAAAGCUAGUUUUUAUAUGUUUCCUCUCUAAGCCUUAAUAAAUGUCUGGUUCUUUCUCCAGUUGAGUUUAACUUCACAUACAGCAUAUUUGACUACAUAUUGUUAUCUAAUAUUAAUUAUAAAAUCUUAGUUUUUUGCGCGCGCGCAUUUUUCGUCUUUAACGCCUUGUAUUGUUGUUUUAAUUUUAUAAUUUUAGUUUUUUCUCUUCCAAAUGCCUUACUUAAUAUAUGCUUAGUCCUCUCUGCAGUUCAAUAACUCGACACGUUAUUGAAUAAAUAUUUUAUAAUUAUAGUUUUGGAUUUUUUCAGUUUUUCUCUAACACCCUAUAUUGUUAUUUAAUAUUAAUUUUAUAAUAUUAGUUUUUGUAUUCUUCUUCGCAAACGCCUUACUUCUAAAAACGACUAGUCCCCUCUGCAGUUGAGUUUAACUUGACAUGCUGCAUAUUUCAACACAAUAUUCGAUAUUAAUUUUAUAAUCUUAAUUUUUGUAAUUUUUUUUUCUUCCCUAAUGUCUUACUUACGUGCCUAGUCCCCUCUGCAGUUGAGUGUAAUUUCACAUAUAGUAUAUUUAAACACAGAUAUCUAAUACAAAUUUUGUCAACUUAAUUUCAGUAUUUUUGCGUUUUCUUCCUGAAUGCCUUACUUAAUAAAAUGCCUGGUCUCCUCUACAGUUGAGUUUAAACUUGACAUCAGGUAUAUUUUAACACAUUAUUUAAUAUUACAUUUCUUAAAAGCUAGAAUCUUAGUUUUUGUAUUUUUGCAUUUUCCCCAAGUCCUUAUAUUGUUAUUUAACAUUAAUUUCAUGAUAGUUUUAGUUAAAGUUUAAAAAAAACAUAAAGUAUCUUUGAACACAGUUAUUUAAUAUUAAUUUUAGAAUCUUAUUUUCUAUAGUUUUGCAUUUUUCCUCACGGGUGCCCUACUUAAUAGACACCUAGUCCCCUCUGCAGUUGAGUUUAACUUGACAUGCUGCAUAUUUGAACACAAUAUUCAAUAUUAAUUAUAUAAUCUUAAUUUUUGUAUUUUUUUUUUCUUCCCUAAUGUCUUACUUACAUGCCUAGUCCCAUCUGAAGUUGAGUCCAACUUGACAUGCGGUAUAUUUGAACACAUUAUUUUUCUCUAAUCUUCAUUUUUAUAUUUUUUCCAUUUUUCCCUUUUUAACACCUUAACACCAUGAAGUACAGUAUAUUUGAACACGUUAUUUAAUAGUAAUUUUUCAAUCUAAAUGUUUGUAUUUUUCCCUCUUUAAAUCCUUACUUAAUAGACGCCUGGUCCUUUCUGCAGUUGAGUAAAUAAAUACCUCUGGUCACUAAACAAGGAAACAUAGCAAGUAGUGUAAUUAUGUUUUUUUUGAUGAUUUACCAUUAUGAAUUAAUGUACUUCCUUGAGAGAAAUACAAAUAAAUGACUUUUAAAGAUUAUAAUGUAAAUGUACAGUACUGUACGUGCUGCAUAUUUGUAACUAGGGCUGCAACAACUAAUCGAUUAAAUCGAUUAUAAAAAUAGUUGGCGAUUAAUUUAGUCAUCGAUUCAUUGGAUCUAUGCUAUGCGCAUGGGCAGAGGCUACUUUUUUUUUUUUAUUUAAAUAAACCUUUAUUUAUAACUGCAACAUUUACAAACAGCUGAGAAACAAUUAUCAAAAUAAAUAUCGUGCCAGUAUGCCGGUUUUUUUUCCAAUAAAAUACUGGAAAGCAUAGAUAUGUAGUUUGUCUCUUUUAUCCGAUUAUUAAUCGAUUAAUCGAAAUAAUAAUCGACAGAUUAAUCGAUUAUCAAAUUAGUUGUUAGUUGCAGCCCUAUUUGUAAUGUCACAUUGUAUGCCGUCAACAGUUAAAGCAUUUUCUGAUGCUUAUGUUGUGCAUUGUAGUCGUAGUACCUGCUCAAAUUAAAGGAAAAAGACUUUGAGUAUGACAUCAUCACAACUGGCUCCUGUCCCCACUAUAGCCUCUGCAGCUUCCCAUCCGGGGUCACCAACUAUAAAACGUCUUUGCUGACGGACAAAUGCUUGCACUGCCUUCAAGUGAAGCAUCAAGCAGUAAAUGUUGCAGGAAUUUCAUUAUUCCCAUGGCAAGUAUUACACCAAGCCUCUAACCAUCCAUUAGCGCAUUGUUACGGGUAAUAUUUCUGCUUUUAUAUGCAUAACAAGUGGACUGCAAUGCGUCACUCACAUUAGUGCAGUGAAAUGUAAACAUUUUUUUGAAAGUGAGCAGUUAAGAAAACAUUAAAAGUUGAUUUCCAAGUACUGGGAGUUGCCCAAAGCUGCCAACACU
Nerophis lumbriciformis (worm pipefish) is the source of this 6340-nucleotide messenger RNA. RefSeq names its product transient receptor potential cation channel, subfamily A, member 1b (gene trpa1b). Gene Ontology annotation, molecular function: protein binding; monoatomic ion channel activity. Gene Ontology annotation, cellular component: transmembrane transporter complex; membrane. Lineage: Eukaryota; Metazoa; Chordata; Actinopteri; Syngnathiformes; Syngnathidae. The record is from RefSeq and is a predicted model, not a curated record. Gene Ontology annotation, biological process: monoatomic ion transmembrane transport.